AUGAAUGGCACGGAAGGAGAGAACUUCUAUGUGCCCAUGUCCAAUAAGACGGGCAUCGUCAGGAGCCCAUUCGAGUACCCGCAGUACUACCUGGCUGAUCCAUGGAAAUUCUCAGCACUGGCAGCCUACAUGUUCUUCCUCAUUAUAACAGGGUUCCCCGUCAAUUUCCUCACCCUGUAUGUCACCAUCCAGCACAAGAAACUUCGGCAACCCCUUAACUACAUCCUCCUCAACCUGGCAGUCUCUGAUCUCUUCAUGGUUUUUGGUGGAUUCACUACCACCAUCAUCACCUCAAUGAAUGGCUAUUUCAUCUUCGGACCGACCGGUUGUAACUUUGAAGGCUUCUUCGCCACACUUGGAGGUGAAGUCUCUCUCUGGUCACUUGUGGUUCUUGCAAUUGAACGAUAUGUGGUUGUCUGUAAACCCAUGAGCAACUUCCGAUUUGGCAGUCAACAUGCCUUUAUGGGUGUAGCCUUCACGUGGAUCAUGGCAUUGGCAUGUGCCUUCCCCCCACUAGUCGGAUGGUCCAGAUACAUCCCUGAGGGAAUGCAGUGCUCAUGUGGGAUCGAUUACUAUACCCUGAAGCCUGAAGUCAACAAUGAAUCCUUUGUCAUCUACAUGUUCACCGUACAUUUUUCCAUCCCCCUAACUGUUAUCUUCUUUUGCUAUGGCCGCCUCGUCUGCACAGUCAAAGAGGCUGCAGCUCAGCAACAAGAAUCAGAAACCACCCAGAGAGCUGAGCGGGAGGUCACUCGAAUGGUCAUCAUCAUGGUGUUUGCUUUCCUCAUUUGUUGGUUGCCGUAUGCCUCUGUGGCGUUCUACAUCUUCACCAAUCAAGGCAGUGAGUUUGGGCCGGUCUUCAUGACCAUCCCAGCUUUCUUUGCCAAAAGCUCAGCUCUGUACAACCCUCUCAUUUACAUUCUGAUGAACAAACAGUUCCGUAACUGUAUGAUCACCACCCUCUGCUGUGGCAAGAAUCCAUUCGAAGAGGACGAGUCGGCCUCAGCUAGCGCCAGUAAGACUGAGGCUUCUUCAGUUUCGUCCAGUCAGGUCGCGCCUGCGUAA
Molecule: messenger RNA, 1065 nt
Organism: Hemiscyllium ocellatum (epaulette shark)
Lineage: Eukaryota; Metazoa; Chordata; Chondrichthyes; Orectolobiformes; Hemiscylliidae
Product: rhodopsin
Exons: 5
Coding region: 1-1065 (354 amino acids)
Biological process (GO): visual perception; G protein-coupled receptor signaling pathway; phototransduction
Cellular component (GO): membrane; photoreceptor outer segment
Molecular function (GO): G protein-coupled receptor activity
Source: RefSeq, a predicted model, not a curated record